Rubroshorea leprosula is the source of this 3982-nucleotide messenger RNA. NCBI's taxonomy places the organism in Eukaryota, Viridiplantae, Streptophyta, Magnoliopsida, Malvales, Dipterocarpaceae. The record is from the annotation of a GenBank genome assembly.
GAUUCUUUCUUUACUUGUGGUGAUCACGAAGUUGUCCAUUCAUGUGUACAUGGUCCACCUACAAUAAAUUCCAUCCUUUUUGAUCUUAACAACUCAAUGGCCUUCACGUCAAAAUCUGGAGAAGAUAUCAUAUAUGGUGUACCUACAAUAAAUUAAUGCAUUCUUUUAAUUCUUUUAUGUUCUCUGUUGACAUUGUUCAAUCUUUGUGUUCCAUUGCAGCUAUUUAGAUAUCCAAGCAGAAAGGUUCUGAAACUCAAAUAGCAGAACCAAAAGGGAGCUCCUGCUCAUAAAUUAAAGGUCAAGUCUUGUUGUCUGUUGCAUGGAUGCUUCCAAGAGAGGAAACUAAAAUUUCCAAAGUUGAUUAAUUCAAAUCUGUCUUAAUUAACUUGUGUUUUCUAGCUUGAGAGAGACCAGAGCAGGUUUAAUGGGCCAAUUUCUUCCCUCUGUACUAUGACUGCUGUAUCCCUCAAAUUCCUUGAUCUUUCGAGCAAUCAAUUAUUUGGAGAGCUUCCUGAUUGUAUGAUGGGUUGGUCAAGUCUACAAAUUCUGAGUUUGGCUAAUAAUAAUUUCUUUGGGAAAAUUCCGAGCGUUGUGGGAUCUUUCUCUUUGAUUGAAACAUUUGAUUUGCAAAACAACCGCUUCUCUGGGAAAAUUCCUAGCUCUUUAAGGAACUGUAGUAAAUUGCAAUUUCUGGGUUUGAGUAAUAAUAGAUUGUCUGGAAAAAUACCAAGUUGGAUUGGAGAAAGGUCAAAUUCACUAAAUUUCCUCCUCCUAAAAUCUAAUCAUUUUGUUGGAGAAAUCCCAUUGGAGAUAUGUCAAUUGACAAAUAUUCUGCUGCUGGACCUCUCUUGCAACAAUCUCUCUGGACCCAUACCAUGGUGCACUGGUAAUAUGACUGCUUUGGCCAGCCAAGACAUCUCAGCCAAACAUCAUUUCUGUAACUCUCCACAGAACUCUCCACAUGGUUAUAACGUUUAUGAUUUUGAUGGAAGCUAUGCUGAUAAAGCAUCUAUCAUAUGGAAAGGAAGAGAAUAUCACUAUGAAAAUCUCACACUUCAGAGGACCAUUGAUCUUUCUAGCAACAAAUUAACUGGAGAAAUUCCUGUGCAAAUUGCAAAUUUUUCUAAACCGCAUCAAUUGAACUUAUCAAGAAACCAUUUGACUGGAAGCAUUCCUCCAAAUAUUGGGGAGAUGAGACAGUUGGAGUCGCUUGAUCUUUCACACAACAUGCUUUCAGGUUGGCUUCCUUCAAGCAUGUCCAAGUUAAACUUCCUCAGUUUCUUGGACCUAUCAUAUAACAACUUUUCUGGGAGAAUUCCAUCUAGCACUCAAUUGCAGAGCCUUCCUACUUCCGCAUUUGUUGGUAAUCCUGCACUCUGUGGAUCUCCUCUCCCACAAACUUGCCCCACUGAUGAAAAGCCUAUGGAUGGUGGUGUCAAGUACAAUCAACAAUACGACGAUCAAUUCUGGAAAGGGUUCAAACCCAGUAUGGAAGUUGGAAUGGCUUUUGGCUUUCUAGGAGCUUUGGCUCUCAAGUUAAACGAUCCAUGGAAACAUAUUUGUUUCCUGUUGUUCAACUACAUGAAGAUUGCGAAGAAAGUUGAAGUUUUAGGAGCCAUCCAUAGGUUCAAGAUGAUUCUUCAGGGACUUCAAGGACAACUCUUGAGAGUUGAAAUGCUAGGGCUUCCUUUUCAGGCUAGCGCGCGAAAAACCCCAAUAGAUCCUUCCUCAGAAAACUGCCCAUCUUCUUCUUCGAUCACUACACCACCCUCACUCUACACUCUUCCAAACUCUUUCUCAGACUUAGCCAUGGCGGAUUCGAAGUCUCCGUCAGCAGCAGUGAAGCAUCAUUCACCGACAAAAGCAGAGGCCAAGGCAAUAUCUUUACUGUUCACCACAAGGGGAACGAUGGUGUUUGCUUAUGGCGUCACAUUUGCUUUUGUUGCUUGUACGGCUUUCUUGGUGCUAAACCCAUCUUCCAAUUCCUCUCCUUGGAUAAAAAGCUUCCUCAAGUCGUCGUCUUCCAGCUCCCGGUUUUCCUCUCUCUUCUCUUGUUUUGUUUCUAAUUUUUCCCAAACCGAUGGCAACCCACUUCCUUUCACUUACCCACCGGCCGCCCCGUUUCGGGUUUCUUGGGAAAGCAGUGGAUUUGGUGACAAAAAUGGGUCUUUGUCCGGUGAUGGAGAAAGUCGAGUGUCGGAGGAUGUUCGGGCAUUCAAUCAAGCGGGUACUUUACUCUUCACUCCGACUGUUUCUUUCUCUCAAGAAUCUAAUGGCACAUCAAAAGGUUUAGUAAUUCAAUUUUCCAGUAGCCCAUCAAAUAAUGAGAGUUGGGAUGGUAAUGUAACAAGAGAUCCAGGUGGUUCUCAGUCUUUCUCAGAUAAUGCUGCUGAUUACCGAUUUGCUUUAAAAGGAGAAGAUGGAAAGGAAUCAAAGAAUGUGUGGGAUUUGGAAAUGAAUGUGACAGGGGAAGGGGUUUUAGGUAAGGGGCGAGAGGCUAGCAAUGUGACACUGGAAUCAAAUGAAAUGGAUGGAUUUGGAAGUGUUGAUGACAUGUUUAGUAAGCAUAGAAAUGGAGAUCUUAAGGAUAUAGACAUAAUGAACCAUUGUAACAUAUUUGAUGGGAAGUGGGUGAGAGAUGGUUCUUGUCCAAUUUAUGCACCAGGGUCUUGUCCUCAUAUUGAUGAGCCUUUCAAUUGUUAUCUUAAUGGUAGACCUGACAGAGGCUAUGAGAAGUAUAGAUGGCAACCCAAAGAUUGCAAUAUACCAAGGUUGAAUGGUAGGCAUAUGCUGGAAUUGUUGAGAGGAAAGCGUGUAGUUUUUGUUGGUGAUUCUCUAAACAGAAAUAUGUGGGAGUCUCUUGUGUGCAUCCUUCAUAGCUCAGUGGGAGACAAAAGUAGAGUUUUUGAAGCCUCUGGCAGAAAUGAGUUUCGAACAGAUGGCUCUUAUUCUUUCAAGUUUGAAGAUUACAACUGUUCAGAAACUCUUCACCUUGAUAUGAUUGAGAAAUCAUCUGAUAACUACAAAAGUGCUGAUAUUCUCAUCUUCAACACAGGGCACUGGUGGACCCAUGAGAAAACUUCGAAAGGGAAAGGUUACUAUCAAGAGGGUAGCAUAAUUUAUGAUCAAUUGAAUGUCAAAGUGGCAUUUCAGAAAGCUUUGACUACAUGGGCAAGAUGGAUAGAUGCUAAUAUAGAUCCUAUGAAGACCCUUGUUUUCUUCAGGGGAUAUUCUGCUUCCCACUUUAGGGGUGGAAGAUGGAAUUCUGGAGGUCAAUGCCACAGUGAGACUGAACCUUCAGAGAAUGAGAUAUACUCGAAAAAGUAUUCAUCAAAAAUGAGAAUUUUAGAAUCAGUAAUCAAUGGGAUGAAUACAUCAGUGCUUUAUCUGAAUAUUACCAGAAUGACUGGUUUGCGGAAGGACGCUCACCCGUCAAUAUACAGGAAGCAGAAUUUAACUGAGGAAGAAAGAUUGGCACUGGGAUUCCAGGAUUGCAGCCACUGGUGUCUUCCUGGUGUUCCUGAUACAUGGAAUGAACUUAUAUAUGCUAAACUCCUUAUUGCACAUAACCAAAAACACCAAGAUCAGCUCUACCAAGAACAACAGAGAAGACCAUAGGUAAAAUAAAUGUUUUUUAUGCUUCUGUUGAUCAGUUGAAUGAUUAGUUUCUAGAUUGGUUUAUCUCUCGAAGAAUUCUCUAGUAAAUAGUUAUCAUCAUUACUGAGAAUAUUAAAAUGAUGGUAUUGGUAUUGCACUAUUGCUGAAAGGAAAGAGAGAAAAAGGGGCUGAAUGCAGUUGUCUGUAAACAUGGAGAAGGUGAUGGUGAUGGGAUUUUCUAUUUUGGUUCCGGGGAGUUGUACUCUGUCCUCAUGCACUCAAUUUAGCUGUGUUUCUAGUGGAAUGUAAAUCUCUCAUGAAUCCAUUCUUUGAAACGAUAUCAGGUUUUAUUAUCUGUUAAUAUGAAUCAAAGGCAAUUUUGAAU